Messenger RNA from Mya arenaria, 2411 nucleotides. RefSeq lists its product as uncharacterized. The coding region runs from base 290 to 1795 and encodes 501 amino acids. Gene Ontology annotation, molecular function: metal ion binding. Lineage: Eukaryota; Metazoa; Mollusca; Bivalvia; Myida; Myidae. The record is from RefSeq and is a predicted model, not a curated record. The transcript has 13 exons.
UUCCAAGCUUUUUUAUCUAUAAUUUCAUUUUUUUUAGACAUAGGAUGGGUGGUCGGAUUCUAUUCUUUGGUUGUCAAAGAAGAAUGUGAUACAUUUAUCAAUGGAAUACACGUAAAGUGCAUCUGCAACGGUUUAAGUUAGAUAUUUGUAUCUGAUGUCAAAGAUGGCGGACACUUUAGUUGGUACACACUCUUGCGUAGCAUAGUGCCAACGACCGUGAUAUGUACAAUCCUGUAGUAAAUUACUUAUUUCAAGAACGUUGGAUACUAGUUUUAUAACUCUAUCAAUAAUGCACAUAGAAAUGGCGCGGCCAUUGUGUACAUGCUGUUGCUGUGCUUCUUCAACUCGUGUGCUGCCGUUGUUGUUAAUAGAUACUCGAGGCGAGGCGCGGCUGUCGCUGGACGGAACGUCAUUCAAUCCGGCCGUUAUCGAGGGCAACGCUGACGUCUUCAAUAACCCUCACUUCAUCAUGGAAAAAAGGGGCUGGCAGCCGGACCAGGAGGCGGUCACGUGUCCACUAUGUAAGUGCAAGUUCGGCGGAUUAAAGAGGCGUCACCAUUGCCGUCAGUGUGGGCUGGUUGUCUGCAACAAGUGUUGUAACGAAAAGGUGCCUCUUCCACAAUUGGGCAUCGAGGAGCCCGAGCGUGUUUGUGAGGCUUGCCGACCCGUCACCUCCGCAGUCACAAAGUCAAGGUCACACAUACCCGCGGUACAGCAGGCUGCAGCGUCGGAACUGUCAUUGCUUUGUAAGAAUGACCGAAAUAUGAAUUUGAUAUUUCAGUAUGGUGGGUUCCACACGCUUUUGGGGUUGGCAGGGGGAAGCUUACGGCAGGCGAAUGAGGACAUCCUGGCAGCCGUUGUGAACGCCCUCCAUACUUUAUCUACGAACGAACCGGUCCAGUCCUAUAUGGCGCAGUCCCGGAUCAUUCCCGCUCUCUGUCAGGUUUUGGAGAAGACACAGCCUAACAAGGGAAAAAUUCUCAUGGAUGGCUUGAGUGCCUUAACAAUAUACUGCAAAUCCCAGGCAUUCUUAAACACGGUUUUGGACAGCGGUGGCCUGUCCGCCAUACUGCCCCUGUGUAGGUGCCCUGACGGGACGGUGGCGCUCAUGGCCGUCAGUUUACUCUCCGUGCUAUUGGAGAACCCGGCUACACACGCUGCACUCGUGGACGGCCGCGGGGAGGCUCUGCGAAACCUGCUAUCUCUCGUCAACGUUGACAAUGCUCAGAUGCAGGCAGUAGCUUUGAAGUGUUUGAACUAUGUUUCCAUGGGCAAAGACUGGAACAAACACAGAAUAAUCCAGGAGGACUUUUCGUGUGGACGGCCCCUGCUUGCGGUUGUACGGACGGAAACCAUCAACAUGCAGGUCUGGGCGAAUGCGGCGUGUCUGGUCGCCAAUCUCGCCACCAGCCAGGAGGAUCAGACGAGCCUGGCGGAGAACCGUGACGCGCUGUUGGACAUCGUGAAGUCUGACGUUACCAAUUUCGACUUGCUCAGAAAUGUCAUCAGAGGAAUAGCAAACUUCGCAAAGUUUCAGCAAAAUAGUGCAAAAAUCCUGUCCGCCCUGCCGCACAUGAGCCGCCAUUGCAUGACACACGAAGACGUGGCCGUCCGUCUAUCCGCACUGAGGGCCGUCCUCCAUUUGCUGCAGCACGAGACGGAAGCAACCCUCACGCAGCUCCUCAUCGAGGGUGCUUCGGACAUGCUACGGACGCUGACAGGGGCUGGUGACGUCAUGAACGCUAUGUUCGCCGCCAUCAGCCAGACGCACCCGGAUCUCUCCCGCCCACUUUAGCCCAAAUGAUUUCACAGAUCAUAAACAGUGAUGUCACAAAAAAUGAACAAUGAUCGAAAUCACAAAUCGAGAACAAUGACGUCACAAAUCAUGACCAAUCAAAUCAUGGUUAACGACGAAUGUUGAUCCCGUUGUGGCUUAUAAUGAUGUUUGAUGUAGUGUUAUCCUUGCAAAGACAGCACAGCUCGUUAAUACACUACUUUGACUUGCAAUUUAAACUGCAUGCAUACAUGUAUACUAUUUGAUGGUCAUUUGAAAAAUCAUUUUAACUACGAUUUUCCUGUCUGUUGGACUGUUACUUCUAUUGAAAGGUAUACAUUUUAAGCUAGAAUUAUGCAGAAUUGGAUGCUGCCAAGAACGUAAAUCGAAAACACUUUUCAUUUUGUUGUUUUAUUCAUUUUUUUCAUUAUCAAUUUUACUCAUUAAUAAUACAUUUCAAAUAUCUAACAUUAUAAUGUACAACAAGAUAUAUGAUAUGGAAAUUGAUAUGUUGAAUAUAUGAAACUGCUAACAGAGCCAUGAUCAGCCAUGCCAGUUAGUUUGAACAGAUUAUAACAAAUUAUUGAGAUGAAAAAUGACAUAAUGUAUGUGUAGGAAUAAAUAUUACCACAUCUAA